GCAUCGCUGAUGGAGCCGGGCUCGGGGCUGCCGCAGCGCAGGGCGGGGGGCGGCGGGCUGGACCUCGGGGCGGGCUCGGCGGCGGGGUCGCCGGCGCUCUCGGGGGGGCAGUCCCGCCGCAGGAAGCAGCCGCCGCGCCCGGCCGACUUCAAGCUGCAGGUGAUCAUCAUCGGGUCGCGGGGGGUGGGCAAGACCAGCCUUAUGGAGCGAUUCACCGACGACACCUUCUGCGAGGCCUGCAAGUCCACCGUGGGUGUUGAUUUUAAAAUCAAAACAGUAGAGCUAAGAGGAAAGAAAAUUAGAUUACAAAUCUGGGACACAGCAGGUCAGGAGAGAUUCAACAGCAUUACCUCAGCUUAUUACAGAAGUGCCAAGGGAAUUAUUUUGGUGUAUGAUAUCACCAAGAAGGAAACAUUUGACGAUUUACCAAAAUGGAUGAAAAUGAUUGAUAAGUAUGCUUCAGAAGACGCAGAGCUUCUAUUAGUUGGAAAUAAACUGGACUGUGAAGUUGAUCGAGAGAUUUCUCGGCAGCAGGGAGAGAAGUUUGCACAGCAAAUAACUGGGAUGCGGUUCUGUGAAGCAAGUGCCAAGGAUAACUUUAAUGUGGAUGAAAUAUUUCUAAAACUUGUUGAUGACAUUCUGAAAAAGAUGCCACUGGAUGUUAUAAGAAAUGAGUUGUCCAACAGUAUCCUGUCCCUGCAACCAGAGCCAGAAAUCCCACCAGAACUGCCUCCUCCAAGGCCACAUGUCCGUUGCUGUUGACUUUUUACUUCCUCCAGAGUGAAAAAUAUGAGCAGGAGGGUAAAGAAAGUAUCUGUACUACUCUGCACUACAAUCAUUUGGCAGUUUCUCAUUGCACUUUGUUAUUCGAGUCAGAGCUACACACUAACUUGUAAAUAUGCAAAUAUGCAAUCCUAUGUAGGAUUCAACUAUAACAUUUAAUUAUUACCCCUCUCCCUCACAAUGAUGUUUCGUUCAUUGCCCCAGUGUUAUAAAUACUGUACAGUCGGUGGGGGUUUGCCACACAUCCAGUUGAGGAGGAGGAGAAAUUAAAUCUAUUCCUAUUCUUGACAUAAAUGUUGUAAUAGUUCUUUGUUAUUAUAAACAGGCAGGCAGAAGCUCUUCUGGUAUGAAGAUAAGUAUAUGGUGCUUUGCUAACUAUUUUAAAGACAAAUUUUUUAAAAACAGAGGACUUUAUGUACAAAGCUUCCAUAAUCAGCAUUAUGUUUCCUUUUAAUGUAGUGAAAACAUUUUUGGCUGUAGCAUCCUCUGCUGACUGGAUUUAUUGAAAAGCUAAGUUUAAUUUUUGGCAGUCUUUUAUUUAUUUUGUUUAAUGCUGCACCCUUUCUUUGUGUACCAAGACAUCACACCUGGUGCAGAUCUAAGAUUGCACUUUGAAAAAAACAUAUAUAAUUUUCUGCAUAAACAUAAAUUUGGUUACACAAAUCAUUAAGUUUCAAUAAAAGAAUGGAGAUAUAUCAAGCUCUAAAAGAAGGUAUAAAAAAAGCAAUGCUGCUGUCCUAGACAAAUUCUUGAGAAAAAAAAAAUUAAGAUGAUACAUUUUCCUGUGUUAAGGAAUAUAUAUGUGUAUUUUUGUCUGGACAUCUGUAGGGAUGGGGGAAGGGAACCUAAGGUAAAAUUAUUUUCUUUCCUAAUGGUGGAAAUUAUUCCCAUCAAGCAAAUACUGUGUUAGGAUUUUGUCUGAUAAUGAACUUGUGAAUUAUAUCUUUGGUAUAUCUUUUAUUAAAUGCACUGUUUAGUUUAGCUGUGGUAAAUCAGUAGAUACAUAUUUGAAUAACUUGGUGUGUCCUGAAUGUUGUGGUAUUGAAAAACAUUGUGGUCUUUCUAAACUAAUGAAGUGCAAAUAAAAUUUUGUAUUUAUGAA
This is a messenger RNA of Agelaius phoeniceus (red-winged blackbird), 1885 nucleotides long. It is a transcript of the gene RAB12, whose product is annotated as RAB12, member RAS oncogene family. NCBI's taxonomy places the organism in Eukaryota, Metazoa, Chordata, Aves, Passeriformes, Icteridae. Gene Ontology annotation, biological process: Rab protein signal transduction. Gene Ontology annotation, molecular function: GTP binding; GTPase activity. The record is from RefSeq and is a predicted model, not a curated record.